GUUCCGAUUACGACGUGUGGUUCGCUUAAGCGCACGUUACAGUUACAACGCCGCGCAAUACCUGAAACAUGGAGUACUCAACAUGUCGUCUAAGCAUUCUGUGGCUGCUGGGAUUAUGUCUAUUGCUGUUCAAAACAGGAUCCACAGAGGCACAGAGCAAACGAGCUUCACGCAUCACCAGCUCUCGCAGCUUCGGCACCAACGUUAAGCCCACCAGCUCCAAUGGCCUUAGCUUCGACUGCCCCGAGGAGUUCGGCUACUACCCCCAUCCUACGGACUGCACCCAGUACUAUGUGUGCGUCUUCGGCGGCGCGCUGCUCGAGAGCUGCACCGGCGGCCUGAUGUACUCGCACGAGCUCCAGACCUGCGACUGGCCCCGUAACGUGGGGUGCGAGCUGGUGGAUACCUCCUCGGAGCGAGGACCCUCGCGUAUCCAGGGUCAGAGCCAGGCACAGCAGCAGCAACAGCAUGUACCCAGCCGAGUUCGCUUCGGGGCAGCUUUCAGCAGCCCGGCCAGUACACCGAAGGCACCCACAGUGGCGCCUCAGUACCAUCGUUCGCCCCCGCAGGUAAUUCAGGCACAGGUGCAGCACAUCCCGCCGCCGCCACCAGAGCUGCGAGUGCCGCCCAAUCCAGUAAUCACGUCGCGAGGUCAGCCAAAGGCACUGCUCGAUUCCCAGGAGGACAUAGCAAAGUUGUACGCCGAUGCUCAGGAGACACUGCCCCCCGUGGAGGAGGAGGAGUCCGAUCGACAGCAGCGAGUGUACCGCGGCCAACCCAGUACCGUUAGUCAGGUGCAGCGCGAUCGCGACGGAAUCAUCCACCAGGCCAGUAUAAAUGCCAUCCCGCAGGCGGGCAAGAUCGGAUCGUAUGCCUUCGGAACGGCCUACAGCGAAAGCUUGAACGAAGACCAGACGCUUGAAUUCAAACUGUCCCACAACCGACUCCGCCGGGACCUCACCGGAGUCAAGGUCACGGAAAGUUUGCCCACAACUCGAACAGACACCGAGAAUCCAAAUGAUUCAAAUACGUCCAGCGAAGUAGUGGAGCCCGACACCUUCACUAUUCCUCCGAUAAGCAGCGAGGACUCAAACUGUUCCAACAACUCACAAGAACGCGACGACGAGGCGGCGUCCACCGUCACCAAGCCACAGAAAUACUCCUCGAAGAUCAGUCAGCCGAAGGGAGAACUCACCAUGGAGUUCGAUUACGAACAGGAAGCGGAUGCGGAUGAUGAGGCAGCCGAAGACGGGGAUGAUGCGGCCACGGGCGAGUCCAAGAGGCGUCCCCGGCAGCUGAGGCCCAUCUCACAUACGUCCUCAAAGUGGCCGGGACAAAGCUACCGCGCCAUUGACGCACCUCCUCCGCCGCAGGCGUACUCGCAGCAGCAGACGGGCUACACCUUCGGCAGCUACAAUCCCUACCUCACACCACCCAACCACGCCCACAGUCCACUGGCGUUCGGCAACACUCACAAAUAUAACCAGUUAAGUCCCAGCUAUCAAGCUUACAUGCAUCAGCAGCAGCAGGUGGCCCCGGCGGGUUCUCAUCCCCAGAACAAGCCCAAGGUCGUCUACACAGGCUACAAUCUGUCGCUGCCUCCGCCUCCGCUGGAGGAUGACUUUCGGCCCAUUGCAGGCAACUACUACGGAGCAUCAGGACCGGGACAGAGCAGUCCGCGGCCCCUCAACCCCAACCAGCAGCAGCACUCGAAUCCUGGCGACUUAUUGCCCUACCUCAUACAGCAGCUGAAGGACCUCAAGGAGCGGCGCAAGCACCUACAGGCUGAAAAUUUUGCCUACUUUCAUCUGGACAAUCAGCCAGUGAGCCAGACAUCUCCUUCCGUCGGCACUUCGCUGCCCGCUCCCAGCACUACAGCGCGAACCCCCUUCAAUCCCUAUUCGCCCGUUGAUCCUUCGAAGCCUCCCCAGCUGGUGACCACGAACGGUCAGUACAGCACCAUGGGCGGAUUCUACAAUAACCAUCAAUCGGACCAGAGUUCCUAUACGUCUUAUCCCGGUAAGCUGGUCUCCCAGUACAGCAUAGGCUCGGCUGACGGCCAGCGAGGCAGCACGACGGAGAGCAACUACUUCCAGUACAACAUUUUAGCCAACCAGAAGAUGAAGGGUGUCUUCAGCACCGCCCAGCCCACCCACAACCAGAUCGGACACGCCGCCGUGAAGGUACGGCCCCCGGUGACUCCCCUUCAGGUGACGCAGAACAUCAAUGUGGUAUCGGCUCCGAACCUGGCGUACAACAGCCCCAACAGCCUACAGCAGGUUCCAUUUCGCGACUUCUCCCACCUGCCAGUGGGCAUCAGUUACGCCAGCAACAGUAGCUUACCGGAAUCGUACCAAACUUUUACAAAGUCGAUCACCUCCACACAGGCCCCGGCGACAAACACAACCACGUCCAAGUCCCAGCUGACCAAUUUCCAGUUUAACAUCCAUGAGUUCAUGGCCAACCUGAAGUCCAGUGAUUUGGCUAGUGUCAACCCGGCAAUAAACCCGUUGAUAAAGUACUUCAAACAGGUCAGCAGUGACGGGAACGGCAUUCGCAACGCGCUGGUGCUCCGUCGACCCGUAACGGCCACCACGAGUUCAACCGACAGCCCAAGUACGACCACCCAGAUGAUUCCGACCACAUCGAGCCCAUUGGUGCAAAAGACCCGACUAAGAAUGAAACCAACAGUGCCCACGCCUUCCACUCCGACCACGAAAAGAACUCUCAAGGGCUAUGAGAGCUUUAUUAGGGGAAUACAGAACCAACUGAACAAGCAAGCCUCCUCCAGUCAAAGUCCCACCGCCAGUUCGUCGAGCAUCACUUCUAAAGUAACGACCACGCCGCCGUCGACGACGACGACCGUUGAAAACAUCGACUAUUACGACGAGGAUUACGAAGAAGACGCGGAUAUUCUGCCGCCAUCGCAAAUGCCGCCUUACAUGCCCAUGUCGGAGACUAUGGCUCCUCCCCGCCCACAAAUGGCCACAGUUGCUUCCAUCACGGAGUCCCCGGGAAAAGCACAACCCAACUUUCAGACCGGCUUCCUGGAAGCUACAACGACGCGACGCCCGUUCCCUAACUUCUCAAACCUGAACCAGCCAAGUGCCGAGUCCGGCGUACCGUCAUUCAUCAACUUUCCCAGCGACAUAUUCCAAGAGCUGAAGCAGCGACUGCCCCAGCUGCCAGAGGCCAACACACUCCCGCCCGGCCCUCGAGUUACAGCACCACGACUAAGCAUGCGUCCGACAUCCAAUCCCAAAUCAAUCACCUCCAACACGACGCCGGCGUCCACGACGCAAGUGCGCUAUACAACUCGUCCGCGAACGAGAGGACAGCAAAAGUGGAUGACGAUGGCCCCAGCCAGCCAGGACCCAAGAAACGACACCAACAAUACCCCCGCCGUGGCCAGCAAGCACAGUAACCUGGGCGGCCUCCAGCUGAAUUCCAUUCAUGUGGGUUCUGGCGCGGACAGACACAGAGUUGAGUCAUCCUCACCGUCAUCGCUAGGGGUGCCGCCACCCGCUAAUAUUUUUGUACAGCCGACACCACAAGCUCCAUUGCCACAGAUAGAACCCAAUCGUAACUAUUACAAUGCAUCCAUAUUUAAUCAUGGGGGCGGCUACCAACAACAACAACAACAAAAAUCGCAGCAGCAACAGCAGCAGCCACAACAACAACAGCUACAGCCAACACCAUUCCAACAAGUGCAAUCGCAAUCGCAAUCGCAACCGCAACAACAGCAACAUCAGCAGCAGGCACAAGCCCCCCAACAACAUCCCUAUGAUUCAUCAUAUUAUUCUGUUUACGACGAUGAUAUUGAUUUAUAUAGGGACCUCGAGUACCAGCAGCAGCACCAACAGCAGCAGCCGCAGGAACAGGAGCAGCGACAGCCACCCAGCACCCAGCAUUACCAGCCUGCAGUGCGCCAGCAACAGCAGUCCACCUACCGUCCCCUAGAGCACUCGGCCACGCCGACUCCGACCCAGAAGUCUGCCUACGGCAACCAACCCACCUUGAGCUACAGCACCGACUACGACGAUGAUAUAAAUGCCCAGAUCGAGCAGGACAACUUGUACGAUCAGCCAACACGCUCGCCGCAGAGGCCGGAGCAGGUGGCUAUUCAGAGACUGGAUGUCAGGGCGACACCCUCAACGACUCCUGCCUCACGCCCUGAUGGCCGCACCUACUACGACACGCUUACCACGCUAUCCGAUGCCCCGGGCGACUACAGCUACUCCAGUUCUGCGGAGUAUGCGUACGGCUCCUCGUCAGAGGACUACGAUCAAAGCGAUCGCACUGUGACCCGAGUCCAAUCCUACGCCAAGACGGAUGACUAUGAUCUGAUCGCCAAUGUUGUGGGUCCCACCAGUAAGAGCUCCACACCGGCUCCGGCGCCUAUACGAACCACACAAAACACGAAACCAUCGACGACGGCGAUUAACAAAAAUCCGACCAAGAGUUCCAUCGGCACCACACAAAAUUUUAAGGGCACUAAGUCCACAACAAGAACAACUCCAACUCCAACUACAAUAGCAACCACACCACAGCCCACGACAACAACAACAACAAAAGUAGCAAGAAACAACAAUAGGAACAGGGGCAGUGCUAUUUACGCAAACCAGAACCGGGACGUAAUCGCCACACCGAACCGCGGAACUCAUCCACCACGAACCCGGCCUACACUGAAGCCGUCGGGUACAAUUGUGUCGAAGGCCCAGGAGUUUGUUGACAUAUACCGAUAUCCCCCAAGUCGACCAGACCCCAUUUACCCGCAGCCAACACCCGACAAGACCGCAGCCAAGUGCCGCAAGGAUGUGUGCCUGUUGCCGGACUGUUACUGCGGAGGCAGGGACAUACCUGGCGAGCUACCGGUCGAGAGUAUCCCCCAAAUCGUUCUCUUGACCUUUGACGAUUCAGUAAAUGACUUGAACAAGCAGUUGUACACAGAUCUCUUUGAGAAGGGUCGUGUUAAUCCCAAUGGCUGUCCAAUCACAGCCACCUUUUACGUCUCCCAUGAGUGGACGGACUACAGUCAGGUGCAGAAUCUGUACGCCGAUGGACACGAAAUGGCUUCCCAUACAGUUUCUCACAGCUUCGGCGAGCAGUUCUCGCAGAAAAAGUGGACCCGUGAAAUUGCUGGACAGCGGGAGAUCCUAUCCGCAUACGGCGGUGUCAAGCUGUCCGAUGUGCGGGGCAUGCGGGCACCGUUCCUUUCCGUGGGCGGCAAUAAGAUGUACAAGAUGCUGUACGACUCGAACUUCACCUACGACUCCUCCAUGCCUGUCUACGAGAACCGCCCGCCCUCCUGGCCCUACACCCUUGACUACAAAAUUUUCCACGACUGCAUGAUUCCGCCCUGUCCCACGCGCUCCUACCCAGGUGUGUGGCAAGUGCCCAUGGUCAUGUGGCAGGACUUGAACGGGGGUCGUUGUUCGAUGGGUGACGCCUGCUCAAACCCCAGCGACGCCGAUGGUGUGACCAAAAUGAUUAUGAAGAACUUUGAGCGACAUUACACCACAAACCGCGCCCCUUUCGGCCUGUUCUACCACGCUGCCUGGUUCACGCAGCCCCACCACAAGGAGGGAUUCAUUAAGUUCCUCGACGCCAUCAAUGCCAUGCAGGAUGUCUGGAUCAUCACCAACUGGCAGGCGCUGCAGUGGGUAAGGGACCCAACGCCGACGUCUCGGAUAAACUCCUUCCAGCCAUUCCAGUGCGAUUACUCGGAUCGGCCAAAGCGCUGCAACAACCCCAAGGUGUGCAAUCUGUGGCACAAGUCCGGCGUCCGCUACAUGAAAACGUGCCAACCCUGCCCCGACAUCUACCCCUGGACUGGUAAAUCCGGAAUCCGAUCCUCUCGUAUAGACAAUGAAAAUGUUGAAGAGCCUGCGGCGUAAAACUACAGUCUCGCAUAGACACUCAGUGGAUUGAGACCUUAGGCUAGAAGCAGUAGGCAAUUGGAACACUCAACCGUCCCAGAUGCCGAAGAGUAACAGCCACUAUAUUCAUUGAGGCACAAAAUACGGAAUUCACUCGUUAAAUGUUAUAAAUUCCAUGUACUUUAAUUCUUUAGGUAAUUUUUUAAAGAAAUGAAGGACAGGAACGAUCAUAGUUAA
This is a messenger RNA of Drosophila serrata, 6116 nucleotides long. RefSeq names its product Chitin deacetylase-like 5 (gene Cda5). The record is from RefSeq and is a predicted model, not a curated record. Gene Ontology annotation, biological process: carbohydrate metabolic process. Gene Ontology annotation, cellular component: extracellular region. Lineage: Eukaryota; Metazoa; Arthropoda; Insecta; Diptera; Drosophilidae. Gene Ontology annotation, molecular function: chitin binding; hydrolase activity, acting on carbon-nitrogen (but not peptide) bonds.